Messenger RNA from Neltuma alba, 816 nucleotides. Its product is annotated as subtilisin-like protease Glyma18g48580. The coding region runs from base 1 to 816 and encodes 271 amino acids. NCBI's taxonomy places the organism in Eukaryota, Viridiplantae, Streptophyta, Magnoliopsida, Fabales, Fabaceae. The record is from RefSeq and is a predicted model, not a curated record. Gene Ontology annotation, biological process: proteolysis. Gene Ontology annotation, molecular function: serine-type endopeptidase activity. The transcript has 3 exons.
AUGGUUGGACAUGGGACCCACACCCUCUCGACAGCAGGUGGCAACUUCGUCCGAAACGUCAGCGUUCUCAACAAAAAUGGAACAGCCAAGGGAGGAUCUCCCAGAGCUCGUCUCGCAGUGUACAAGAUCUGUUGGGGUCGUCACAGUGCAGAGGACUGCACUGAUGAAGAUCUGAUAUCUGCUUUUGACCAAGCCAUCGAUGACGGCGUCGAUAUUCUCUCCGUUUCCGUUGGUGGGAGUACUGUGCCAAAUGUGAAUGACAUGUUGACCAAUGGAAUCUCCAUAGGAUCCUUCCAUGCGGUUUCCAGGGGAAUCAUCGUUGUCGCCUCUGCCGGUUACGAGGGACCAGAACUUCAGACCAUGGCAAAUGUGGCACCGUGGAUCUUCACUGUUGCUUCUGGCUUCAUGGACAGGGACAGCAACAAUAUUACUCUUGGUAAUGGCCAGACCAUUAAGGGAACAAGUCUUGCCACAAACUCCACAUCUCAGAGAUUGAUUCCUGUGGUCAUUGCUGGCAAUGUCGGGCUUCCCAAUGCAACAUUUCAAGAUGCUCAGCUUUGCAAAAUCGGAACCCUUGAUCCUCGCAAAGUAAGGGGUCGCAUAUUAGUAUGCCAAAGAGGAAGGAGCCUGAGGCCUGUGGAGAAGGGUCAAGAAGCAAAGCGUGUAGGUGCAUUGCAAAUGAUUUUACAAAAUGAUAAGCAAUUGAACACACUUACAGCUGAUCCUCAGGUUGUUGGAGCUUCCAAUAUUCCUCAAGGUGGAGGUCAGAGUGAGAGUAAAAAUAUAAGGAACUCGUAUUUUGACAGAAACAAGUAA